UCUCUCGCUUUCUGUCUGUCUCUGCAGUCCUUUGUAUAAGUUGUACAGGAGCUGGUUUAGUACUGAAGAGUGUCUGAUCUACAGUAGAGUACAAUAGAGUGCAGUUAAAGAGCACUGGGUGGUUUUUUGUUUGCUUGCUUGCUUUUUCCCGAUCGCGAGAUAAACUGAGUUUUUUCUCUUUCUAUUUUGCACAGCAUUCUCUUUUGUGAGUGAAAAGAAAAGCUGAGAAGCGAAACCAAAUGACUAAUACGAGUAGUAGUGAUCUCCCGGAUUUCUAGAUCUGACGCUGCGCGUUUUUUAAUAUUAUUAUAAUUAGUUUUGUUUUAUUUUGAAUGUAGUUCUGGUCCUCUAGAGAGCUCGUGGAGAUUUGACUGAAUGGGAUGGUUUUAGUGACGUCUCAGCGCUGUGUUCUUGGCUGUUGGCGACGUGCGCAUGAGAUAUACAGCUGCAUUACAUCAGUGCUCUGUGUGAGCUCGAGCGCGCCGCAGGAACGGGGUCCGGUGUACGGCGGGGAAGGGCUGCGGGAUCUGAACGGGACCCGGUGAACGAUUGUACGAGCGCGUUCAUGGCACGCCACCUUGAAAGCAUCUAAACUUGCACAGAGGAGCUCGUGCAUAGAUAGUCUACAAGUUCUGACGUCUCCAUGGCUGAGACAACAUCCACCGAGCCUCUGUCCAGUCUGGAGGUGGCCAUAGACCCGGACUUUGAGCCUCAGAAGCGCCCGAGGUCAUGCACUUGGCCGCUGCCGGAGUCCAGCUUGGCGAAACCAGAGGCCAACGACACGUACAUCAUCCCGGAGGAAGAGGAUGAUGAGGAGAAUGCAAUGGCUGUCAGCGUGAAUGAAGACGACGGCAGGCCCGACGGGCUGAGCUCGAGCGGAGAUCAGGAUCAGGAUCAGGCGGGAUCGCAGAGGCAAGUCGAGGCUGCAGCGCGCGCUGCUGAGCUAAACGGACAGGGGGUGCAGCAGCAAACCCCACGGAAGUCCUCGUCUCGCAGGAACGCCUGGGGUAACCUUUCCUACGCAGAUCUUAUCACAAAAGCCAUAGAGAGCACGCCGGACAAAAGACUGACCCUCUCCCAGAUUUAUGACUGGAUGGUCAGAAAUGUCGACUAUUUCAAAGACAAAGGAGACAGCAACAGCUCUGCUGGCUGGAAGAAUUCUAUCCGUCACAACCUGUCCCUGCACAGCCGUUUUGUCCGUGUCCAGAAUGAGGGAACUGGAAAGAGCUCGUGGUGGAUGAUAAAUCCCGAAGGCGGAAGGGGAGGCAAGGCACCACGUCGUCGGGCGGUUUCCAUGGACAAUGGAAACAAGUACACCAAGGGUGCGCGAGGACGUGCAGCUAAAAAGAAGGCAGCAUUACAGGCUGCUCAAGAGGGAUCGCUGGAGAAUGUGUCUGCUGGGGGUUUGUCCAAGUGGCCAGGUAGUCCUACAUCACGCAGCAGUGAUGAACUGGAUUCCUGCUGGACUGACUUUCGUUCACGAACAAACUCCAAUGCUAGCACAAUAAGUGGCCGUCUGUCACCUAUCCUAGCCAAUCCAGAGUUGGAUGAGGUUCCAGAUGAUGAGCUGGACCCACCACUCUCCCCAAUGCUCUACUCGAGCUCCAGCAGCCUUUCUCCUCCAUCUUCAGCCUCCUCAAACUCCAAACCAUGCUCAGCUGAGCUUCCACGGCUUGGCACAAUGAACCUCAAUGAUGGGCUAACUGACAACCUUAUCGAUGACUUGUUGGACAACAUAACACCUGCACCAUCAACACAGGCAGGUCAAGAUGGAUCCACUUUCACUUUUGGGAGCAGCACUUCCUCUCCAGGCUCCUCCUCUUCCUCAUCAAAUGGUGCCAGUAGUAGUGGAGGGUUUGGUAAUUCUAUUUUUGGUCCCUCUACUGGAGCGUUACGCCAGACACCCAUGCAGACCAUCCAGGAGAACAAGCAAACAUCUUUCUCAAGCAUUUCUCGUUUUGGGAACACCACUCUUCAGGAGCUGCUUAACUCUGACUCUCUAGGCUCCCACAGCCAUAGUGAUGUCAUGAUGACACAGUCUGACCCCCUCAUAUCACAAACCAGUGCAGCUGUUGCUUCUCAGAGUUCCCGUCUUCGCAAUGGCCUCAUGCACCCUAAAGACCCUAUGAUGUCAUCAUUCAGUCCUGGGUUUAAAGGUCAGAGCAGCCUUCUCCAGAACAACAGACAUCAUCAGGGCUCCAAUGUACAGGGACCACUGCACUCGCUCCCCAAAAAUGGUCACCCAAGCCUGGCCAAUGAAAUAAAUAAUGUAGUAUCCGCCAAGCAGCAUCUCCAGCAGCACUCCUCCAUGUUGCUGAGUGAGGCUUCUGUUUACUCUGGGUUGAAUGGCAGUAAUGGAAUGGGGAUUUCAGGAACAGAACGCUUUCCCACAGACUUGGACUUGGACAUAUUCAACGGGACUCUUGACUGUGAUAUGGAUUCCAUAAUCAGCUCAGACCUAAUGGAGGAUGGCGGUCUAGACUUUAACUUUGAUGCUUUGGUGCAAAAUAACGUCAGCCUGAACCCUGUUGGCAGCUUCAGUGGGACAACACAGUCUACUCAGAGCUGGGUGCCUGGCUGAAAGUGGUUUCAAAGGCUCCAACUGCAUUGCAAAAAAAACCCACACACAAGUUUCCAUCCAUCACAGACUCAUGCCAUCCAUUGCCAAGCCUGCCGCCAGCAACAAGCACUGGAACCUACACCUGUUUACAGUCUACAGCUACGGAGAAUCUUACCUUCAGCGUAGGAAACACACCAUCCUGAAUGAAUGACUAUACACUCAUAGGAGUUCAAACCAGCUCCCUUAUGGACAAAUGAGAAAAUUCCAAUAAUUUGACACCUAUUUCAGAUACUACCCCCCUCCCCACAGGCAAAAAGAAGAAUCAUUAAUCAACAUAAUGCCUAGCUCAGGGUCUAGGGAAUAGAUCUUCUGUGACAUCCUUAUGGUUUGUUGUGAGAUGUCACCUUCAAGCACUUACACUUUAAUCAUUAAUCGAAAUUAGAAUAAAAAAUUAAUAGGGCAAAGGUCAAAUGAGUCUAUAUAACCCUUGCAAAUUUUAAGAAGUAACACUCUGGUGUUCUGUCUUGGUGCACUUUGGAUCGAUCCUGCCUACAGUUUCAGUUUGGAUAGCAGCUUAAUAGUUUCUAAUUUGAAGUAGUAGCUUAAUAUCAGAGAACUGAAGUAAUACCUUAUUGUAGCUCAAUAUAAUAAGAGAAAUUACUUACUGUUUGUUUGUACUGUAUGUAACUAUUGGUAAAAAAAAGAGUAAAAAAGUUAUGAGUUAUUUGCUCAGUUGUAAAUGCUUAGCUGGUGGAAGAAUAAUCUUUAGCUAAUAGUGAUGCAGUGUCUGGGCUAUGGCAUAUACUUGUAGCCAAAUGAUUUGCGAACAUUUCCAUGCCAUACUGGGUGCUAAAUAAUCAGUGUUGGGCCCUGUGCUUUAUGGAGGCCGUGUGUUUUCCCAAGGCAUGAAGGACAGAGCAUAAACAAUUACCAUAGCUUAUGGCAGCAUUCAGUGGUGGGUAGGCUUUCCCUGUGGAAGCCAUCUUUACUGAGCAAAAACAAUAAGCUAUCAUUUGUAUAUUUGCCAAAUUACUUGAACAUGUUGGAGAUGCUGGUAGCCAAAAUAAAGUUAAAAAAAAAAAGAUAGUUUAAUUUAGAGACCUCAUAGAGUCUCUAUAUGCAAACUACAUCACUGUGGCUCAGGGUUGAAAGGGGUUACCAUAAACAUUCAGGUCCCCGUUUAGUUCUAACUGCAACCUGGUUGUAUACAAUUUCUUAACAGUAAGAAAUGUUAAGGGAAUGUGUGCAUUUAUACAUAAGCAGCAAACAAAAAAAAAACAAAACAAAAAAAAAAAAGACAAAUUUGUUGCUGAGGGUUUGUGGUGGGUUUGUUUUUGUCUCUUAAGCUCGACUUUAAUUACAAUUGUAUAAAAACCACAAAACUCCCCGGUGUUCAGUGUCGUCUCCCUCCACUAUGCAUGUAUGUAAAUGUGCAUAUGCAUUGUGUGAAAUAUGUAAAACAUCCUGCUUUAAAGUCAUGUAAUGUUGUGAUGGCACAGUACCAGUUUUGUUUUCAAAUAUGAAGUAUUGAGAAUGCGGUGGGGAUUAGUUUUUUGUUUGUUUUUGUUUUUUUUUUUUUUGUCAGAGGGGUUCAAACCACUCGUGGGGAGAAAUUAAGUCGAGCAAAAAAAAAAACCCAAAAUUUUCUAAAAAAUCUAUCGCCUUCAGAUACACAAACUACAGGUGCUGUGUAGGUGUUGUGAAACUGAAAACCUUGUGUAACAGACUUUUUUCUUCUUCUUUGCACAAAAAAAAAAACACCAAUCCACAGAGCAACCCAUCUAAUGGGCCUCACUUAUCAAUCUUUUAGAGAAGUUGUGUUUAAAUCGUUUCACUGCCAUGUUUACAAAAAAAUUCCCGUAACACCGAUUUCCUUUGAUCAAGCGUAUGUUGAUAAAUACCAAUCACGCGUAAUGUGCAAAGCACGUUCAGCUGAUUUUGAUUUAAACUCCCUAAUAGUUCAAGCUCACGGAGGGCUCAAAGUGCAAAAUGAGGAUAACAUGGAGAACGAAAGAAAAGGAACUUCUCAGAAAUGGUACAAGCGGAAGUUAUAUUCAGUUAUAUUAACACCAAUAAAAGUUAGCAUUCUUAUUCAGCAUCUGAAAAGGCUAAAAAAAAUAGAUUAAUUACAGAAACAGUGAAUUAGUGUGUGAGGUGAAAAGAAAUAGAGACAAAAAGCAAAGAAAAAAAGAUUUCUACACUGAAUUGGUGGCUGUCUCUUGGGCCCUUGUAGAAAUGUGUUGUAAAGGAAACCUAAUGAAUUCAUGCAGAAACCGAUGAUGUACACUCCACGUUAGGGCAGAUUCAGGCCAUUGGAGGUUGAGAUAUAGCAAAUCUAUAACUUACUGGACAGUAUUUCUCUUCCGAAUGCACCAUUCUCAUUAUUAACUUUGAUUCUCCAAAAAUAGUUCUCUAAAUGCCCAUUCACUGCUAAUUACAGUAUGUCAAAUCUUCCAGUAGCCUCAUGCUAUCUGAUUCGUUGUACAUUGGCUACAAUGCCAUCGUCUCAGUUUAUGGAUUUGGGCUGGCUUGUGGUAAUGCCAUAAUACGAAACAUCUUUUUUUUUUUUUUUUUGCUAAUUCUAUGCAGCUGAAAUAAAACCUACCAUCAUAAUUGAUAUACAAAUCUCCAGUAGCACUUUAGUUCAUAUCCAGCUUGAUAAAUGAGGCCCCUUUUUCGGAAAAUCGCACAAGCCAUGCCUAACGUUCAGGAUACACACAUUUUUUAAACUUUUUCAAAAUAUUUUAUAUUGGCCCUUGUUUUCCAAACAACCUUGCAUGUGGUUCUUCUCCUUCUUCUUACUAUUAUUAUUAUGAUAUAAUCUUAUUUGUGAGAGGGAUGGAACAGAGUUCAAGCCCACCUCACUAUGUUUCAUGGGAAUGAUAGUUAUCCUAUUCAUAGCCAUGUUUAAUAUCCUCCUAAAUCAAAGGUGUUAUAUGUCCAUGCUGAGAAUCAGAAAUGAGUACCACUAUUCUAAUCUAUUCCUGACUUUAUCCCGCUUUCAUGUUUCCACAUCUAUUAUCUUUGACCCCUUGACCCUGUAGUAAUAACUUCUCUUCUUGAUGUUAGUGGGUAUUUUUUGCCUGUGUACUCCAUUUUGAAUUGUAAUUUAGUUUAUAUGAAAAUGGUGCGCAUGUAAAUAAAGCUUGAUUGAGCUGUC
Messenger RNA from Tachysurus vachellii, 5720 nucleotides. It is a transcript of the gene foxo3b, whose product is annotated as forkhead box O3b. Gene Ontology annotation, cellular component: mitochondrial matrix; nucleus. The transcript has 4 exons. NCBI's taxonomy places the organism in Eukaryota, Metazoa, Chordata, Actinopteri, Siluriformes, Bagridae. Gene Ontology annotation, molecular function: RNA polymerase II cis-regulatory region sequence-specific DNA binding; DNA-binding transcription factor activity, RNA polymerase II-specific. The record is from RefSeq and is a predicted model, not a curated record. The coding region runs from base 644 to 2581 and encodes 645 amino acids. Gene Ontology annotation, biological process: regulation of transcription by RNA polymerase II.